Molecule: messenger RNA, 2883 nt
Organism: Bombyx mandarina (wild silkworm)
Lineage: Eukaryota; Metazoa; Arthropoda; Insecta; Lepidoptera; Bombycidae
Gene: Klp64D
Product: kinesin-like protein 64D
Biological process (GO): mitotic cell cycle; microtubule-based movement
Cellular component (GO): microtubule
Molecular function (GO): ATP binding; microtubule motor activity; microtubule binding
Source: RefSeq, a predicted model, not a curated record
GUAAAGGAACAGUGUAACAAACUAGGUCGCGAUUAUUGAUUUUUCGCAUUAUAUCUCAAACAAAAGCUAAAACGUAAUUAAAUCUAUAUUUAAGUCUUUAGAAUCUGUGCCGGAGCUUCGGAGUCCACAAAAAUGCCCGACGCAGAGCUCUCGGCUCCGACCGUCGAGAAUGUUCGGGUGGUGGUUCGCGUGCGGCCCAUGGACCAGAGGGAGAAAAUGGACGGCUCUUACAAUUGCGUGUCCGUAGAUUCCGUGAACGGGACUGUGGCUGUGACCAGGAACAAUGUGACGCCUCCAGAGCCGCCUCGCGUUUACGCUUACGAUGCUGUCUUCGACUCUAACACCAGUCAGAUGGACAUAUACGUCCAAACGGCCAGCCCGAUUGUCGAGCAAGUCCUCAAAGGGUACAACGGCACUAUAUUCGCGUACGGACAGACGGGAACAGGGAAAACCUAUACGAUGGCGGGCAGCAGUACGGCUCCAGAACUCAGGGGGAUCAUACCGAACUCGUUUGCACACAUCUUCAGUCACAUAGCGAAGGCCAAGGACGACGAGAAAUUCCUGGUGUGCGUGACUUACCUGGAGAUCUACAAUGAGGAAGUCCGGGACUUGCUCGGGAACAACCCCCAUCAGAGCCUCGAGGUUAAGGAGCGGCCUGACAUCGGUGUGUUCGUCAAGGACCUGACAGGGUACGUGGUCCAUAACGCUGACGAGCUAGAGAAGAUAAUGACGGUAGGCGAUAAGAACCGGCACAUCGGCGCGACCGCCAUGAACACGGAGAGCUCUCGAUCCCACGCCAUAUUCUCGAUAACCGUCGAGAGCAGUAAGAAGGGCAGCGACGGUAAAACUCACGUCAAAAUGGGGAAACUGCACCUGGUCGAUUUGGCUGGGUCGGAGCGUCAAAGCAAGACUCAAGCCACCGGGACACGCCUCAAGGAGGCCACGAAGAUAAAUCAGUCGCUCUCGGUGCUGGGAAACGUGAUAUCGGCCCUAGUCGACGGCAAAAGCACCCACAUACCGUACAGGAACUCGAAACUGACCAGACUAUUGCAGGAUUCACUCGGGGGGAAUUCUAAGACAGUCAUGAUCGCGACUAUAGGCCCAGCCGAUACGAACUACGUCGAGACGAUCAGCACGCUUCGUUACGCGAACCGAGCCAAGAAUAUCGAGAACAAGACGCACGUCAACAACGAACCAGGAGACGCGCUACUUACCAGAUUCCAAUUGGAGAUCGAUCAGCUCAAGAAGCAAUUGGAGGACUGUAGCAACGAAAUCGAAGGGGGCGCCGAAGAUGAUGUGUCUGAGGAGGACCUCUCGGAGGACAGCGUGUCCGAUCCGGAGAUGGACUCUCUCGAUCCCGAGGAGAAGAAGCUGCGAAAGAAGAUGCGCAGAGAGGAGAAGGAGAAAAUGAUCAAGGAGAAAACUCAUCAGGCCCGGAAAGUUCUGGAGGAGAAGAGAGCUGAACUGCAAAGGACUAAGAGACAGCAGGAAGAGUUGAAAGAUAAGCUGCAGCGUCUCGAGUCUAAGGUUCUGGUGGGCGGAGAGAACCUCCUGGACAAAGCGGACACCCAACGCAGACUCCUGGAGCAAGCCGCCCGGGAGCUCGAGCUCAGGGCCGCCAACGAGCUCAGGCUGAAGGAGGACUUGCAGAAGAAGGAGGCCGAGCGAUUGGAUAUAGAGGAACGCUAUUCGAGCCUCCAAGAAGAGAACGCUGCUAAGACCAGGAAGCUCAAGAGGGCUGUCCAACUCCUCAACUCGGCUAAGGCCGAGCUCGCUGACCAGCAGCGCGAGCAGCAGAGGGAGAUGGAGGGGAUCCUCGACUCGAUAAGGGCCCUGAAGAGGGAGAUACAGCUAGCCGAUCUCGUGCUGGACUCUUAUAUACCGAAGGAAUAUCAGGCCCUGAUCGACAAGUACGUGCACUGGAACGAGCAGCUCGGCGAGUGGCAGGUUCGGUGCGUGGCCUACACCGGGAACAACAUGAGCUGUCCAUUGCAGCCGCGACACGCCGCCACCAACAAACACAUGGAGCAACCAGACCUAUCAGACAGGUACCUGUCGUACGCAACGGUGAACAACCGCGGCACCUCACGGCUCGCGCGACCUCAUUCAUCCGCCGUGCCUCGACCUCACACCGCUUUGAGACAGCGACAGUAGACGACCACAGUGCGGACACCGGACGCCAACCUCAUCCGCCUAUACGGUUUCACAACACCCUGUAUCUCUAUAUGAAUUUGUCGAAAAUUGUACCAGUAAUUUUGGAUGUAAGUUUUCGUCACUGUCACUCUAGUUUAAAUACGCAACAAAAGAGCGAGUAAGCUAUAGUUUUGAGAGCCUCACGCUGUACGUAACGAUUUAGAAAUAUUGUUUAUAUUUAUUGUUUUUUUUUUAUUUUAAAAUUUUGGAUUGGGAAUAUAAUCUUUCAAACUGGAUAGAUUCUCCUUUUCUCGGUAGGCGUAAUAUCAGCAGCUAUGAUGUUAUUAAUUUUAUUAAAAAAAAAAAAUUGUAUCGAUACAAUAACUUGCCAACCCUAAAGUGGCGGUAAAAGAAUUUAUUUCGAAUUCCUUCGAAUCCGCGUACACUUUGCGCCAUUAUAAAAUAUUAUAAGUUAUUAUAACAAUAAUUUUGUUAUGGCAUAUAAAAAGAAAAGUUUUUAUUUUAUUUUUUAUUUCAUUUAUUGAUCUCACUUUGAUUUGUUUGUUUUUUUUUGUCAUUUGAUACCAAACUUUAUGAGGAAAUUCUCUCAUAGUAUUAAUUUAAAACACUUAAACUAGUCACAUUCCAGGCGACAUGAUUUAUAAAUGUUUGUAUUAAUAACAGUAUUAUUGUUCUAGUUAAUUUUAUUCUUAAUGUUUACAUUGUACCUAGACUUUAUUGGAAUAUUAA